Molecule: messenger RNA, 824 nt
Organism: Budorcas taxicolor (takin)
Lineage: Eukaryota; Metazoa; Chordata; Mammalia; Artiodactyla; Bovidae
Gene: CDC26
Product: cell division cycle 26
Exons: 4
Coding region: 323-580 (85 amino acids)
Biological process (GO): anaphase-promoting complex-dependent catabolic process; regulation of mitotic cell cycle; protein K11-linked ubiquitination
Cellular component (GO): anaphase-promoting complex
Source: RefSeq, a predicted model, not a curated record
GCGAGCUGAGAGAUGUGAUCUGUAGAGCCUCCGAGAGAAGCACGCGGAGGCCAGGGUUCUGCGAAGAGAGAAACUCAGAGGCAGUGUGGGAAGUGUAGUCCAGUUGGCUUAGCGGAUGAUUCCGGGUGGGCGCCGAGGUUCCGGAAAGGGACUGAACAGGCCUGAAAAGAGACUGUGACUAUGCCUUUUAACUCAGUAGCUGGAGCACAGGAACUGUUGGUUGAAUGAAUAACCCAUCCAUUGAGGGCCUAUUUAGACCUUGAGGAUAACCCUGUGAACUGCUAAGAGUUUACUGGAUCUGCCCUUUAGUGUUGAUUUCAUUAUGCUGCGACGAAAACCAACCCGCCUGGAGCUGAAACUUGAUGAUAUUGAGGAGUUCGAGAGCAUUCGAAAGGACCUGGAGACACGUAAGAAACAAAAGGAAGAUGUGGACAUUGUAGGAGGCAGUGAUGGAGAAGGUGCCAUUGGACUCAGCAGUGAUCCCAAGAGCCGGGAACAAAUGAUUAAUGAUCGAAUUGGUUAUAAACCCCAACCAAAGCCCAACAAUCGUUCAUCUCAAUUUGGAAAUUUUGAGUUUUAGAGGUGGAUUAUCUUGUGUGCCAGAGCCCUGGAAUGGAGUACAAUGAUGGUAGAAACACAAACAAGAUUUAGAGAAUGGAGUGCUUGAAGUCAGGCAGAAUAUUUUACCUCCUGCAGAGAAAUACUUCUGCAUGAGAUUAUGGAUGCUUAACUUUCACUCUGAAAUUCAAACUCUGGUUUGUCUCUGGAAAAUAUGACUCGAUAAAACUUGUCUGAUUUUUGUUUUUAAAAAUAAAUAUAUUUUU